Molecule: messenger RNA, 6956 nt
Organism: Frieseomelitta varia
Lineage: Eukaryota; Metazoa; Arthropoda; Insecta; Hymenoptera; Apidae
Gene: Sin3A
Product: paired amphipathic helix protein Sin3a
Exons: 19
Coding region: 238-4863 (1541 amino acids)
Biological process (GO): negative regulation of transcription by RNA polymerase II
Cellular component (GO): chromatin
Molecular function (GO): transcription corepressor activity
Source: RefSeq, a predicted model, not a curated record
AGCGAAAUUCCCCAACCGAGGCUCGAUACUGCGAUCGAAAUUUUCCUAACGAAGAAACUCCACCGACGCUCGUAUCUCCUCGUGGAACGGCACAAAACUUUCCUCUCCGCAGGUCGCAACUCUGCCUCAAACCCUCGACCACUUGCUUCCACUGGACAACUUCUCUCGAAAUUCUUUCUGGUGCAAGGACGUUCGACUUCUUUUCAAAUGGAAAUUGCAUUUCCAAUGUGAUCUGCGAUGAAACGUGUUCGCGGGCUGGACGAGGUAGCAUCACCAGCAGCAGCAACAUUAAAGCACUCGUCGGUGAGUGCAGGAAGUGGCGGAGGAGGUGGUUUGGAGUACCAUUCAAGCAGUGGAAUAGGCGUUGUUGUACCUGGCCAAGCAGUUCGAUCAGUUGCUUCGAAAGAAAUGCCGGGAAGCAUACAAUUUGGAACUGCCCAAGCUCAACAGCAAUAUACUGGAGCAAUUGUAGUGCCGACCGCGGCUCCGUCCCCCAUUAAGGGAAGUGGAUCUGCAGGACUUACUUCUACAUGUAGCAGUAGCAGUGUAAAUGCUGCUGGAGGUUUACAUGCUGGAAUAGGUGGUGGUAGUAACCACAAUAUGGGUUCCCAACAGCCUACACCUGGAACACAAAGUCAGGUUCAUAGCCAACAGCAGCCAACGAUAAGGCAUAAGGUUCAUUCUACCAAUGUAACACCAUUAGCUUCUACCCCACCAGGUACAAGCCUAGGUGGUGGUAGUGGAUCCCAACAAUUUCAGAGAUUAAAGGUCGAAGAUGCAUUAUCUUAUUUAGAUCAAGUAAAGUACAAAUUUAGCGAUCAGCCUCAGGUGUAUAAUGAUUUUUUGGAUAUUAUGAAAGAAUUUAAGUCUCAAAGUAUAGAUACACCAGGAGUCAUAACAAGAGUCAGCCAUUUGUUUAAAGGACAUCCUGAGCUUAUUGUUGGUUUCAAUACAUUUCUUCCACCUGGAUACAAAAUAGAAGUGCAAGCAAAUGAGCAAGGUUAUGCAUUUCAAGUGUCAGUUAGUAUGCCAAGUCCGACAGCAACACAUACUUGCACUAGCUUGUCACAACAUCAUUGCACUGUGAAUGUUGGUUCACCCCCUGUUGCAAGUCCACCAACACAACCAGCGAAAGCUCCUCCUCCAGUUUUGCAGAUAAUGCCAGGUCCUGGGAACAUACACCAUUCGUUGGCAAAUAAUAUUUCGAAUAACAGUUUGGCAGUACAUGCACCCUCACCACCACCAGUACAGGCAUACAAUAAUUCACAUGUUAGUGCAGCUCAAGCGCAGGCUGUGAGUCAAGCGUUAAGUCAAGCGCAAGAUGGUAUACCGACCAGUGGGCAAGCUCAACAGAGCCAACCAGUUGAGUUUAACCAUGCGAUUAAUUACGUUAAUAAAAUUAAGAAUCGAUUCCAAGGUCAACCGGACAAGUAUAAAAGAUUUUUAGAAAUUCUACACACUUAUCAGAAAGAACAGCGAAAUCUAAAAGAAUCUGGACAUAUGGGUAGCACAAGCGGAUCUGGUGCAUCUGGUGGUGCGAAACACCUAACGGAAGCAGAAGUUUACAGUCAGGUUGCUAAACUAUUCGAAAAUCAAGAUGAUCUGCUGGCUGAGUUUGGACAAUUUUUGCCGGAUGCCACUAAUCAACAAAGUUCGUUGAGUAACAAGACUGCUACGGUUAAUGAUCACACAACAAUUGUUAAAAAACCAUUGGGACCUAAAGCACCUUAUAAUAAUUCGGGAAAUAUUUCGAGAGAUCUCCGAGAAUCGAGCGGUACUAGUACAAUAGAGCGCGAAAGUCGCGAUCAUAGAGAUCGUGAACGGGAGCGAGAUAGAUCUGGUAUACGAGAUAUUAAUAGUUUACAAAAACUUGGUCACAAUACGGGACAAUUGAAGAGAAGUCCGUCAUUUUCCCCUUCCGUAACGGCUGGAAAUUCCCAUCAUAUACAGCAUGGACCACCUCUUAAAAAGCCUAAAGUAUCAUCUAUGCGUGAAUGUGUUACAAUAGCGGAAGCUGGAAAAUAUGGCAGUCUCAAUGAUUAUGCUUUCUUUGACAAGGUUCGUAAAGCGCUGAGGUCGCAAGAAGUAUACGAGAACUUUCUCAGAUGUUUAGUUCUAUUUAAUCAAGAAAUAGUAUCUAAAUCUGAGUUAGUGCAGUUAGUAACGCCAUUUCUUGGUCGUUUUCCUGAACUUUUGCGGUGGUUUAAAGAUUUUUUGGGCCACUUGCCUGAGUCUUCUAAUGCCAACGCAACAAAUGCAAGUAGCAAUUUAAAUGUUGAGGCGCUACCAAAUAAUGUGGUACGAAGUCAUCAAGAAAGACCGCAAGGUGAUCUGGCAAUGGAGAUUGACUAUACAGCGUGCAAACGUCUAGGGGCAUCAUACUGUGCGUUACCAAAGUCUUACGUUCAACCAAAGUGUACAGGAAGAACGCAGUUGUGUAAGGAAGUUCUCAAUGACACGUGGGUUUCAUUUCCAACUUGGUCAGAAGAUAGUACAUUCGUAACAUCCAGGAAAACUCAGUACGAGGAAUUUAUUUACCGCUGUGAGGAUGAACGAUUUGAGCUGGAUGGCGUAAUAGAAACUAAUGCGUCAACGAUCCGAGUUCUCGAAGGUGUCCAUAAGAAAAUGAGUAGAAUGAGUCAAGAAGAACUUCAAAAAUUCAAACUCGACGAUUGUCUUGGUGGCUGUUCCCCUACAAUUCAUCAGAGAGCUUUGAAAAGGAUAUACGGUGAUAAGGCGGCCGACAUUAUUGAUGGCCUUAAGAAAAAUCCUGUGGUAGCUGUACCGGUAGUUCUUCGUCGACUAAAGAGUAAGGAAGAAGAAUGGCGGGAGGCGCAAAAAGGUUUCAAUAAAAUCUGGAGAGAACAGAACGAAAAGUAUUACUUAAAGUCUCUGGAUCAUCAAGGUAUUAAUUUCAAGCAAAAUGAUGUGAAGGCUCUAAGGUCAAAGAGCCUAUUUAACGAAAUUGAAACAUUAUAUGAUGAGAGACAUGAGCAAGUAGACGAUGGCAGCGGAGAUGGCCAAAACAAUACCGGUCCACAUCUUGUAUUACCUUACAAAGAUAAAUCUGUCCUAGACGAUGCAGCUAAUCUUCUUAUCCAUCAUGUAAAACGUCAAACGGCCAUCCAUAAGGAAGACAAGCAACGAAUAAAACUUUUGUUGAAGCAUUUUAUACCUGAUCUUUUCUUCCAUCCACGCCAAGAACUAAGUGAUGACGAAAGAGAUGAAGAUGAUGAAAAGGAGGACCUCAAUGUAGCAGCGUGUAGUAAUUCUCAGUCAGUAACGAUGAAUACCUCAUCAUUGGGUGGUGGCCUCCAAGCGAAUAGGAACAAGGCACCGGUAUCUCCGAUUCCGUCUUCCACGUCGAUUAAAAUUGAACCUGAUAUCAAAGUACCAAUUCAUGCCAUGUCGAACGAUCCUGAAGAAGCGUAUACGCUCUUCAUGGGCAGCAACAAUUGGUACCUUUUUUUAAGGUUACAUCAUAUUUUAUGUGAAAGAUUAACAAAAAUGUACGAUCGGGCGGUAGCCCUUGCCGAAGAAGAAUCACGGUACAAACAACAGCGUAAGGAGAGUACAGCUGUUGCGUUACGAUUAAAGCCCAAAAAUGAAAUUGAAAUUGAAGAUUACUAUCCAGCAUUUUUGGAUAUGGUUAAGAAUGUCCUAGACGGUAAUAUGGAAAGUACCGCGUACGAGGAUACCUUAAGAGAAAUGUUUGGUAUUCAUGCAUAUAUUGCUUUUACGUUAGAUAAGGUUGUAACAUACGCUGUAAGACAAUUACAGCAUUUAGUCUCAGAUCCUAUAUGCCAGCAGUGUAUGGAGUUAUUCCAACGAGAGCAACGACAACCAAAAGAAACUAGUGGUGCAGGUGGUUUAUGUGCUACGGCGUAUAUGAGACUUGGUGCAGAAAUGUCGUAUCAACGUAAAGCUGAGAAAGCUAUGGCGGAUGAAAAUUGUUUUAAAGUAUACAUUUAUAAGAAAGACUGUAAAAUGACAAUGGAAUUGUUGGAUACGGAAGGUGAUGAGGCGAUGGACAACAGUUGUAGGGAAAGAGAAAGGGAAGGAGUUACGGUAUCUGAAAAAUGGUCUACAUAUGUUGAGAGGUUUUCUGCUCCAGCUGGUCAGACUAGCCCGAAAGACACCCCUACCUUAACAGACAAUGAGCCAACAACCAAUCAUCCUGUGAGUAACGACCAGGCAGCAAGGGGGGGGAGGGGCAGAAAGCGCAAGAACACUGACAUUAGCAAGAAGAUGGAAGGAAAUGGUUGGAGUUCUUUAGGCAGAAUCUUGGCAGGACGUAAGCCUGUAUUUCUUUACCGUAAUGUUAGACAGUGGAGGAAAAGAGCUGCAAGAAUAAUGUCAGCAUCUAUGGCUAAUACCAAUCAUCCGGAGAAAGCUGCAGAGUCAACAGACAAAGAAAAAUCGUUAGACUCUGUGGAUGCACUUCUAAAACGGCCUCCUGGUUUAAGAUUAGCAGAUACUGGAGAUACAUCUGACAUUAUCAAUUCUGAUGAAACGCAAUGCAGAUUUAAUCCUAAUAGUUACCAAAUGCUCUAUAUUGCUAGUAAGGAAGCAUUCCUGUAUAAACAACAUUCUAUCAGCCGUGCCAGAGAGUGUCAUCCAAACGUGACAAAACACUUGAAUUCGAAGUUCCAUCAAUGGCUAGCAGCUUGGGCAUCCAAAAAUGUCGCGGACGUUCAACACCGAUUAUGCCAGGAUUGGUUGAUGGGACGUUAUGAAAACUUAAUUCCUCAUAAGACACGAGUUAUUACGGAUAAUGAUCAAACGAGAUCGCCUUACCGACAAUACAAUCGUUAUCGAGUCGAACGCUUGCAAUCCGAUCUUCUAACAGAACCAUGUGUAUAAUCAUACGUCUUUUAUAAUUUCUUUAUUAUUCUUUGAGAACAUAUUGAUUAUUACUGAGAGCUCGUUUCAAUAAUCUCACAUUCAUUUUUUCUGUUACAAAAAAAAAUUAAUAGUUAAGAGAAAGUUAUCACAGUUGAAGGCAAAAUUGAGACUGAUUCUUGAACUAUAUUGGGCGUACGUACAACGAGAGAAUGUCUUAUUUUGCCAACGAAGUUUAUCGCGAACAAAGAAGAUGCAGAAGUGGUAAUUAAAAAAAAGAAAGUAUCGAAGACUAUAAUGAAUCGUCUAUAUAUUGUGCACUAUACUUAUUGCAUUAAAUUUUUAACUAAAUUUGGUUCUUCAACUGUACAGGUAUGAGAAAUUUGAUGCAAAUGGAAAUAUCACUGACUUGUUAAAGUUGUUGUUUAUCUAAGGAUUUAAAGUUAGAAGUUUCUUCAACAUAAAUUACUAAAUUAAAUAUCGAAUAUUUAGAAAGAGGAACAGUUGUAACGAGCGAUAUUUCUAGUUGUAUUAAAGACAAGCUUGUGAUCAGGUAAUAUAAGAUAUUUAAACGUAAUGUUUCAUUUCCGAAAAUCGAGUACUUUCCGAUAUAAAAUUAGAUAUAGAUUUUCCAAAUAAGAUUUUACAUAGAGAAUAAAGUUACGGUAAAACUUUUGAUACUUUAUGUAAUAUCUUAAAAAGAUUUAGGAAAAAUAUUCUAUUAUAAUGUAAUUGUCGUUUGUAAGCAUAUUGCGGAUUCAGCCAAUUUUAUUUUAUUAAGUAUUUUAUUUUUAUAGACUUACACGAUUGUCAUUGAGAUAUUAAAUAUUGUUAGCAAUUAAAAGAAACUGUCAAAAUUUCGAUUCACAGUGUGUUGUAUUAUUCAAAUAUGAUGUUCUAUUUAUAACUAAAAUGUAACAAAAAAUUGAGUUAGAAGAAAACUGUGUACUUUUUUCGAAUAACAACUUUAUACAUAUGUAUGUAAAAUAUCCUUCAUUCGAAGUUUUUAAUAACUUACUUCUCUUACGAACUCUCUUUUUCUUACGAACAUCGCGAUCGAAGUUUCCGUUCUCGUAAAUUCAAUAUACGUAUAAUUGUAUGUAUAAAUACAUGCUUGUACAGAUGUAUGUGCAUGUAUGUAUGGAUGUGCGAUAAUUGAGUACAUAUGUACGUAUAUACACAUAUGAAACGAAAAAGAACUAGGCCUUAUUUUUUACCUGAUCUUUAGGCUACUUGAUAGAAAUUGUAAAAUAUUAAAAUAUGGCGGUGUUCCUGUACAGUGCAAAGCUGUUGACAACAUUAGAGUGCGGUGUUCAUUGAAAGACGUUGAAAAGUAUUGACGCACCACGCACGAGACACUAUAGCUAUAGGUAUUAUUUCACGUUAUUUUUACAUAUCUUUUUACCAAUUCUUUUACUUCUACAUCGGUAUGCAAAACAUGUUAAUAAUUUAGAAAUCAUUUUUUACUGUAGAUAUCAAUUACAGUGUCAAAUUUUCAAUGUUCAGAACUUUCACCAAAAAGGGAGGAAGAAUAAUAAUUGGACGAAGAAAUCCGUGCGUGGUGAAAUUAAAAAGCACACAAUUUUUUUGUAAGAGUGAGACUAUUUAUAAUGAUCGAAAAAAGAUAAUCGUUUUCGUUUCAAACAUUCAGAUAAAAAGUAAUGUAUCAAGUAUACGGAUGGAUAAUAAUGUAUGCAGAAAUUUUUGAUUGAAUACAUUUUUAUCCCAAUUCUACAAAUUUAGUUGAAGUCUCGGCGUCUCUGUUUUUUGUGAAUAAUUUUGAAAAUGCCAUUUUACAUAUAUUUACGAAAUCACGUAUAUAUAAACACAGACACACUGUGUUGUUCAGUUAUGCAAUAUACUGCAAUUGUAUAUUAAACUAUGUAUCUUAUCAAAGAUGAACAAAGAAAAGAGAGACGCGGUCUUCCGAUGCUCGACUAUUUGUGACUAUAAUGAAUGAUGAUAGUGUAUUUUAUCAAGAAAUUGCUAAUUUUAAAAGUGUAUGUCCAUGUAUCAAAAGUGAAUGUACAGGCAAUUUUAUUACUCGAGAUAAUAAUUUAAUGUUGAUAUAUUUUGCACAAAGCAUUAUUAAUAUUAAUAAACCAUUAAUAUUA